Messenger RNA from Vollenhovia emeryi, 1088 nucleotides. RefSeq names its product enoyl-CoA delta isomerase 2, mitochondrial. The transcript is spliced from 7 exons. NCBI's taxonomy places the organism in Eukaryota, Metazoa, Arthropoda, Insecta, Hymenoptera, Formicidae. Bases 231 to 995 code for a protein of 254 amino acids. The record is from RefSeq and is a predicted model, not a curated record.
UUUUAAUAACAGAAUGGAAAUGGUCGACGUCAGCAUGAACCGGCUGUUUUUUUAAAUUGAAGGAGAUACCUAUCUGGUAAACGAUCCUCGAGUCCGCGACUUUUUGGAGAGCUAUACAUACCGGCAAAAUCGUUAUUUCUGACAAGCGAGUCGGGGGAUUCGACGGAACGAGGUUAUAACUGGGCGAAUCUUGCGAGAUCUGAAUUGCCCGAAGACAACAACUUGCCAGGAUGGCGCACGUAGGCCAGUACAUUCUGAGCAGUCUGAAAAAUGGAAUUCAAAAGGUGGUGCUCAACAAACCCGCCAAGAAGAACGCACUUUCGCCCCAGAUGUACAAGGAAUUAACGGCGCUCUUGAACGAAUCCGCUGAAAACGACCAGGUAUUGUUAUUCGCGCUGACGGCAAACGGCGAUUUUUUUAGCAGUGGCAACGACUUGAGUGCCACAAUGGGAGACGCUAGUCUGACUUCUGCCCGGGCUAUAAUUAAGGAAUUCAUCGACGCUAUAAUUAUGUACCCAAAGCUGUUAGUGGCUGUUGUAAAUGGGCCAGCAAUAGGAAUAGCGACUACAAUAUUAGGAAUUUUUGACAUAGUUUAUGCCUCGGAUAAGGCGUAUUUUCACACACCGUUCAGCUCCUUGGGUCUUGUCGCCGAAGGAUGUUCUUCGUAUACAUUCCCGAUAUUACUGGGACAUUCUAAGGCCGGAGAUGUGCUAUAUUUAGGAUAUAAGCUGACCGCUCAGGAGGCUAAUCAACAUGGCUUGGUCAGCAAAGUGUACCAUCACGACUCUCUUGAGGAAGUAUGGAAUUACUUGAACAUGAUAUCUACACUUUCCUCACAGUCAAUAUUGGCGACUAAGCGUUUGAUGAGUAGAUGGAAAAGAGAGAUACUAUUAAAAGUUAAUGAGGAAGAAAUGAAAGAGCUGAAAACGCUAUUUGAGUCUCCCGAGAUGUAUGAGAGGAUUGCAAGUUUCUUGUCGCGAAAAAAUAAGCUUUAAAGUACAUAAAAUAUUUUGCUCCUUAAAUAUUGGAUUUAAUACCUUGGAAUGUAUACACAAUGGUUUAUAAAAUAUAUAGUUUUAUAACAGUUA